CAAAGUUCAAACAUUCUAGACCCUUCCACACCUUCCUUCUCCUUCCUCUUCCCCUUUUUAUCAUCACAAAAAAACCCUAAAAAAUCACACCCCAAAUGGACUCAGAACCAGACCGAUCACUACCCGCUUUGAUCGAGCGGCUAAUGCCGUUGUUCGCAUCGUUCUCAACAACCGGACCCGACUCAUCUCCAGAACAAGAACCGGACCGGGUCGUCCUGAUCAACCCACUGACACAACACAUGGGAAUGAUGAACGAGUUAAGGAAACCGGGUCAGCCGCCGGCGAGUCAGGCGUCGAUCGACGGUUUACCAACCACUGAGAUUAAACGUACGGACGAGAUUGAAAGUUUGGGGGGUGAGUGUGUGAUAUGUUUGGAGGAGUUGAAGGUUGGUGAUGUGGUGAGUGAGAUGCCAUGUAAGCAUAAGUAUCAUUGUGGGUGUUUGAAAAAGUGGUUGAAGAUUCAUGGGUCGUGUCCGGUUUGUCGGUUUAAGAUGCCGGUUGAUGGUUCCGGUGAGAAGGUUAAGGGUGAGGUUUGGGUGGGUUUGGUGUUUGGUGUGAGACGUGAAUCUGAGGGCUUGGAGUCGUGAAAACAUACUUUGAUGAUUACUACUGGUAGGUACGUUGGAAUUUUAGGGUGGUAUAGUGGAGAUGAAUCAAUCAUAUGAUAGCAGUAGUAGUUUUGUUGUUUUUAGUUUUUAUUUUUUAGUUUCUUAGUUUGUUCAUCUUAGAACUUGAAGUUUAUUUUUUAGUUUCUUAGUUUGUUCAUCUUAGAACUUGAAGUUAUGCAUUUAGUUUGAAUGUUAUUAUUGGGUUGCGGUUUAACAUGCUA
This is a messenger RNA of Helianthus annuus (common sunflower), 829 nucleotides long. RefSeq names its product E3 ubiquitin-protein ligase MPSR1. The record is from RefSeq and is a predicted model, not a curated record. Lineage: Eukaryota; Viridiplantae; Streptophyta; Magnoliopsida; Asterales; Asteraceae. The transcript has a single exon. Bases 96 to 587 code for a protein of 163 amino acids.